UUUCUUUUCUUGUCUAAUGAAGUAGAGUGCAAACGGAAAGGAACGGUGUUGCAUGUCACGUCACGAACGGAUGGGUACACGGUACAUAUGCUACAGUUACACGCGCUACACAGGUGAGACCAAGCGACGCCCCGCCCGCCACUAGCUAGCUUUCGUCGGGUCCCUUUAUAUAACUCACGAGCCACAUGCCAACGGGUCGCCUCGCCUCCGUCCAAGACACUUGUGAGUUGUGAGCCGCGCGCGCGACACGACACAAGUCACAAGUGGAGCGCGUGCGAGGAUGAGCCCCAGCGCCGCGGCCAAGAUGCGGCUCGGCGGCGGCGGCGGCGGUGGCGGUUUCAUGCUCGGGUGCGGCUGCAGGGAUGCCAAGGCUGUGGCAGUGGCGGUGUCCGCCACGUCGCCGUGUUCCGCCGCCACGGAGACGUCCACGGCCACCACGGCGACCUGGCGCAGGGCCCGGACGCACCCGUCGGCGUCGGCGUCGGCGUCGACGGGCACGCUGACCGUGCCGUCCGCCUCGUCGUCCUUCCUGUGGGACGAUGCCGACGCUGAGGCCGACGGCGAAGAGGUCGACUUCAAGCGGGAGAGCUCUGCGACCACGCCGAGCUUCUCCGGCCUUCUGCGGCAGCUGAACGAGCUCGAGCAGAGCGUCAUGACGUGGGGGUGGAAGAGCCCUCGCCGCGGUAAUCACUUCUCGCCACCGCCGCCGCCUCCUCCGCCACCGCCGUUACCUUUACGGCCAGUCGUCCUGCACCGAGCUGUGGACGCCGGCGGGAAGCGCAGCAACAAAGAAGACGAUGCCAAGUUCUCUUCGCCACCGCCGUCUUCCCAUUGCCCGACGACCCAGCUGCACCGGAAGGUGAAGAGCGUUGACCAACGAAACAGAGAAGAUGAUGAAGCCCACUUCGCGCCACCGGCACCUCCGCCAUUGCCCUUGCCGCCGCAGCAGCUGCGGAACGUGAAGGGCGUGGACAAAGGCGGCAGCAAAGAAGACAGCAAGCACUGUCCGCCACCACCGCAGGCGCCGAAGCACCGGAAAACGAAGAGCUGCGACAACAACGACGGCUUCACCGCCGGAAAGCUCGACGGGAGCUUGGCGGUGGUGAAACAGUCCGAGGACCCACGCGGCGACUUCCGGCGGUCGAUGCUGAACAUGAUCGUGGAGAACCGCAUCGUGACCGGCGACGAGCUCCGGGAGCUGCUCCACCGCUUCCUCGAGCUGAACGCGCCGCACCACCACGACGCCAUCCUCCGGGCCUUCGCCGAGAUCUGGGACGAGGUGUUCGCCGGGCCGGACGAGCCCCGUCACGGUCCCCCGAGGCCGCCGCCCCGGCAGAGAACGCCACCUCGCCGCCGGCACCCUCUACCGGCUUGGCGCCUGUAGUAACCCCACACAUGGAUACUUACCGCGUAGUAUGUACAAUGUAGAUUACUGUACUAGGUUGCGUCCAAGAAAUUCUCGGCCUCAUCUGAUCACGUAUCUACCGGAAUUGUUUCUGUCACCAGAUUCACCUCUCGUGCAUUUAGUACAGUACUACCUAGUGGUCGUACUUGGUACGUGCAACUCUCCCAUUUUGUUACCGUCUGUCUCCUGAUUUACCAA
This is a messenger RNA of Oryza sativa Japonica Group (Japanese rice), 1603 nucleotides long. RefSeq names its product transcription repressor OFP1. NCBI's taxonomy places the organism in Eukaryota, Viridiplantae, Streptophyta, Magnoliopsida, Poales, Poaceae. Gene Ontology annotation, biological process: negative regulation of DNA-templated transcription. The record is from RefSeq and is a predicted model, not a curated record.